AGCUCUCUACAUGUGUGUGUUGCAAGUUUAAGUCGACCACGGUGGGGAGUGAUGCCAGGGGUGGAUUUAAGCCGAACCUUGAAAUUCUGUGAACCUCUAUGCCAAUAACAUUUCCCCACUCUGGUCUGUAAACACAUGCACACCCACCAAGUAGCGACCCAUCCCUAAGGGUCAGCGUCAGGAAAUCAGCGAGUCUGUGUCUUCAUGCCUUCUUCAGGAAGCGAUAUUUCAGGGGAGGAAAACGUACUUUUCAGCUCCCAAAUUUUCCUCUAGAUGGUUGAAAGGAAAAAUGCCAUCUCUCUGCUCCCACCCUGAGAAGAACGCUGUAGGGCCGCCUGGGCUUUGCUAAUAAAAGCGGAAAGUGUAAAUGGUUUGGCGAUGACUGACUUUCGCCCUUGGACGGAGAAAUGAGAUCACGGUUUUCACGGACAAGAACCGCCGCUGCCGCCACCGCGGAGUCUGCCGCUUCCUCUCCCAGCACGGGUCCCGUAUUACAUCACCGGUGAGCUCCUGGGGGGUCAGGGGGAGCGGAGGCUCCACCCGGGUCGCAGCCCCCGACUCCAGAGGAGAAACACAAAACGGCAAGGGUGUAGGGGGAGGGGGCGAGCGGGAGGGAGAAAGAAAAAGGAGGACCAGGUUUCCCACCACCCCUCCGAAUGUGAGGAGGGUGUUGCACUGGCGUCUGGUCCUUAAGCAGCCCAAAUUUCAUAAGCCGCAUCGCCCCCCCCCCCCCAACUCCCCACCCGCCCUCUACUCUCAAUUACGACAUCCAAAGCGGCCAGGGAAGUCGCCUUGAGAGGCCCAAGGGGGACUGAGCAGACAGGCUCCCAGGGACUGGGAGGGACCGCGACGCCCGCGCCUCCUCCGGGGAGUGGGGGGGCGGGGGAUGCGGCUGCCGCUGCGCCCCCGCCCGGCCCAGCCAGCGGUGCCUCCCCCGCCAGGCGACAGCAGCCGGACGGGGGCGGCAGAAGCGCCUCCUCCCCGCCCGGAGCCGAGACGGCGGCGCAGGGGGAGGAAGGAGCCUCACCUUGCCCCCGAUGAGGGGCGGAUCAUGCCAUGGCAGCGCCGGCGAGCGACAGCGGCGGCGGCUGCGGCGGCGAUCGGAGCCCAACCAGCAGCCCCGGGAGCUCGACCGGAGCCGGGGGCGCCGCGGCGCGAGCCCGGGACGGCGGGGACGCGGGAGCCCGGAGCGCAGCGGUGACGGUCCCCGUCCUCCCUCCGCUCGAGGACUACGAGUGCAAAAUCUGCUACAACUACUUCGACGCAGACCGGCGCGCGCCCAAGCUGCUGGCGUGCCUGCACACCUUUUGCCAGGAGUGCCUGAGCCAGCUGCAGCUCCGCGCCGCCGCCGCCGCCGCCGCGCCUGAGCGCACGCCGCGCCCGCCGCCCUGGCACGGCCCGCCCGGCGCCAUCGCCUGCCCCGUGUGCCGCCACCGCACGCCGCUGCCCGACAGCCGCGUGCACGGCCUGCCCAACAACACCAAGCUCGCCGAGGCCUUCCCGCUGGCCCUCCGCGCAGCGCACGACCCGCUGCCCCAGGACCGCCUCCCGCCGCUGCCCGCGCGCCGCCCAGCGCCCACUUCGGCCCCGUCGGCAGCCGCGGCCCCGGCCCCGCCGCCGCCGCCGCCGUCCUCCGAGGACGCGGCCGGAGGACCACGCGCCCGCGCCGGCCUGCGCGCGCCGGGCAACUACGAGAGCUGCCAGAACUGCAAGCGCGCCGCGCUCACCGCCGGCUGCGUGUGCGUCGUCUUCUCCUUCCUCUCCAUGGUGGUGCUGCUCUUCACCGGCCUCAUCUUCGUCAACCACUACGGCGGCGGCGGCGGGGCACCCCCGGGGGGCGGGGCGCCCCCUGGUGCAGCCCCCGCAGCCGGCUCGCCCUCGCCCUCGCCCGUGGGGCCCAUCUGCCUGUCGGUGGCCAGCAUCCUGGCGCUCUUCUCGGUCGUCAUCACUUGGAUCAUCUGCUGGCUCAAGUACCGGCCCGAGGGCGCGGCCCCGGGCUCGGCCGCGGGCGGUGGCGGCCCGAGGGCGCGGGCGGCGGCAGCGGCGAGCGGCGCGCGGAGGAGCGGCACGUAGCGGGGCCGCACGCCUGGCCUCCCUCGCGCACCUGCAGCCCCGCGCGGCCCUAAUGGAGGGGGCCUCUGGUCCCGUGCGAUCGAGCUUCUCCGCCCUCUCCCCUCUGGCCCCGGACGCGCACCCCCUCGCCGCCUGGCCACUCCUCAGUGGUUUUCCGCCUCUCUGGCCUUUCCUGUCCACUUCGCGCUGGGCCAGAGAGGGAAACCAAGGAAGCAGGGAUGCUGGUGGGGAGUCGCGUCUCCGUGGACUGUUCAAGGUCAGCCCCCUCCAUGCACCGCCCUCAUCCUCGCCAGAAUGCACAACCAACCCUCUCCGGAGUGCGAAGAUUUGCAAAAAGAGGAGGAAAGAGGAGUGGGACACCCAUGGCCCCGCCUGGAAGCUGGUUUUCUGACUGCCGUGACUUGGGCGUUUCUUUAAGCGUAUGGGUGCGCGCGCGCGCACACCCGCAGCAGUUGUGAAUGGACCUGAGUUGUCCUGAGGAAGAACGAAUGAGAUGUGAACGUGAGAGAAACGUCUCCCUGCCCCCUGGAGGUCCUGGAGGGUGAGUGAGCCGGAUCGCUGAGAGUGAUGUACAACCUUCGGGGGGCGUCACGCGUGGGGACGCUGGAUAGAACAACGGCCCAGCAUCCGUGCGCAAUUGAGCAGGUGCUUAGCGCGCGUGCGCGCCCUCAUCUGCCUCCAGAUUAUUUCGAGCAGAACGGUGGUGGAGCGCACUGGGCGGUAGAUCCUUCUGUUAGUGGCCCGACAGAGUCCAAGAAGUCCCACCUCCUGGAAACUUGUGAUCGCUUUAUUCUCGAUGUUGCUACCAGGAAGUCAUUUCAUCUUCUGUAACUGGACUCAGGGAGCUUCAAGAGCCCGUUCUCUCUUCUCUCAAAACUGACUUACUGUUGCCCCCACCUGGAAGAUACUGAAAGCUAUUCGCGCAGAAUAGAAACUUUAGGCUUCCCCUGCCUUUUUUCUUAAUUUCAUUUUUAAAAUAAUUUAUUUUAGAGUAUAUAAAUCUGGAAAAUGUGUGCAUUAAAAUUUCUGGAAAAGUUGUUUGAUAAGCAGUAAUAUUCCUGCCGUACCUCUAGUCCGAAUACAUUUCGAAAUGAGGGGCAUACAAUAAACGCGUGUUGAUUCAAGAUUUUAUACUGUGAAAUAACUUUCAAUUAUCUGAUAAAAAAAAAAAAUACUGCCCAAAGACGAAACCGAUAAAUCAAGUACCAAGUCUUUCUUCCUUUGACUACAAAUAUACAUUAUUUUGAAUGUAGCUGUUUGAUAUUGAUUUGAUAUUAGAAAUCACUGAAAUGUUCACUUCUCAUCACAUUAGAUGAAAAAGAAUACAUAUCUAUCCGGUUUUGUAACUAAAAAGAUGAAUUGGAGUGUAUGUUGCAGCUGGAUUUGAUGCUUUUUUAAAGAAAAAAAAACAGUUGUUCUAAAUGUGUUUUAUAUGAAAACAUUCUUUAUUCCAUCUUUUGAAGUUUGGAAUAAGACAAAGUUUUCAUGCCUAAACACCACAGAAGCUACUGAGGGUAUGCUGUUAUUCCUCAUGUAUUUAUGCAAGCUGUCUGCAUGAUAUCCUGACACUAUUCUAUUAACUGAACUUGAAUGGAGCAUUUGUAUCUAUCAUAGAGUGAAGUAAUUUACUGGCCAUUGAUAAGUGGUAUGGCUGCAAUUUAGGAAUUGCAGUAUGAUGUGUUUUAUGUCUGCACUGUCAAUAAAAACAAGAAGCAUUUCUAGAAAAACCUAUUUUCAUGAAACUUAUUUCAUGGGAAAAUCGCUCCGUGUUAUUUGGGCAGCACUUCUUUUUCUGAAAUACAUAUAUCCUCAUCCAGAUUCUAAUUUCACAUUUUGAAUAGUUCUGAGAGAUAAUUCACAUGUGGGAAUGCACUGCAAGGACAUUUCAUGGAAUUACUGGAACUCC
Messenger RNA from Cervus elaphus (red deer), 3979 nucleotides. RefSeq names its product RING finger protein 223-like. The transcript has a single exon. The coding region runs from base 1057 to 2073 and encodes 338 amino acids. The record is from RefSeq and is a predicted model, not a curated record. Gene Ontology annotation, molecular function: ubiquitin protein ligase activity. Gene Ontology annotation, biological process: protein ubiquitination. Lineage: Eukaryota; Metazoa; Chordata; Mammalia; Artiodactyla; Cervidae.